Messenger RNA from Nycticebus coucang (slow loris), 6320 nucleotides. RefSeq names its product MAP3K12 binding inhibitory protein 1 (gene MBIP). NCBI's taxonomy places the organism in Eukaryota, Metazoa, Chordata, Mammalia, Primates, Lorisidae. The record is from RefSeq and is a predicted model, not a curated record. The coding region runs from base 86 to 1120 and encodes 344 amino acids. Gene Ontology annotation, cellular component: cytosol. The transcript is spliced from 9 exons.
UCGCUGAGCGACGAAAGCUGAAGAGGGAGGGGGUGGGGUCGCGUGUGAACCUUGGUGGUGGUGGUGGUAGAGCCGCCAGGGUAUCAUGGCUGCUGCCACGGACCUUAGUCGCCCGAGCAGCGAUGACAGUAUGCUGGAGCGAAGCUGUAGGCCCAACCUCUCCCAAGAGGUGCUCUGCAAAGUCUUUCGCUCCCUGCACGCCCUGGCUGAAAAGCUGAGCCUCAGAGAUGAUGUGGUGAAAAUGACAAUCGAUUGGAACAAGCUCCAGAGCCUCUCAGCAUUACAGCCUGCACUGCUCUUUAGUGCACUUGAGCAACACAUUUUAUAUUUACAGCCUUUUUUAGCAAAACUUCAACCUUUGAUUAAAGAGGAGAAUACAACUGCUAUUGAAGACAUAGGAAAGACAGAAAUGGGGAACAAGAAUGAAAUAAAUGCCAAAUUUUCCAUCGGUACCCUGCAAGAGGAAGAAAAGCACAAAGAUUGUGAUUUAGGAGAUGUGAAAAAGACACAGAUCCAUUUUGAUCCAGAAGUAGUUCAAAUAAAAGCUGGAAAAGCAGAAAUUGACAGACGAAUAUCUGCAUUUAUUGAAAGAAAGCAAGCUGAAAUCAAUGAAAACAACGUCAGGGAAUUUUGCAAUGUUAUUGAUUGUAAUCAAGAAAAUAGUUGUGCAAGAACUGAUGCCGUUUUUACCCCUUAUCCUGGAUUUAAAAGUCAUGUUAAGGUUUCUAGAGUUGUGAAUACAUAUGGACCACAGACUAGAUCUGAAGGAAUUCAAGGAUCAGUUCAUAAACCUAACAACAUGCUUCGAGAUUGUGGGAAUCAGGCAGUAGAAGAACGGCUGCAGAAUAUUGAGGCUCACUUGCGAUUACAGACAGGUGGUCCCGUGCCAAGAGACAUUUAUCAGCGAAUUAAAAAACUUGAAGAUAAAAUUCUUGAAUUGGAAGGCAUCUCUCCUGAAUAUUUUCAAUCUGUAAACUUUUCCGGAAAAAGAAGAAAAUUUCAACCACCUCAACAGAACUAUUCACUGGUUGAACUUGAUGAGAAAAUUAGUGCCCUCAAACAAGCCCUCCUCAGAAAAUCAAGAGAAGCAGACUCCAUGGCAACUCACCACCUUCCAUGAAAAACUCUCAUCCUUGUCAUUUUACUUUCUUAUAUAUAUGUGUCACUUAUACUGUAAUUAAUUAAAUGAUAUCUGUUUGUCAAUGUAGAUUUCUCUGUGAAGUCAAGGUUUAUUUUCAUAUGAGUCCAGCUUACCGAAAGUAAUCUUCAGAUAUUCUAGUGCAGCGGUUCUCAACUGACAGGAAUUGUAUUAAAGGGCCGCGGCAUUAGGAAGGUUGAGAACCACUGUUCUAGUGAGUUUUGGAAUAACAAAUGCAUUGAAAAUAGCAUUGUUGGGUGGUGCCUGUGGCUCUGUGAGUAGGGCACCGGCCCCAUAUACCGAAGGUGGUGGGUUCAAACCCAGCCCCAGCCAAACUGCAACAAAAAAAAUAGCCGGGCAUUGUGGCAGGCGCCUAUAGUCCCAGCUACUCAGGAGGCUGAGGCAAGAGAAUUGCCUAAACCCAGGAGUUGGAGGUUGCUGUGAGUGGUGACGCUACAGCACUCUACCAAAGGUGAAAUAGUGAGACGCUGUCUCUAAAAAAAAAAAAAGAAAAUAGCAUUGUUGCAAUUUAUUCCCUUCUGUUGUAAAGAAGGUGUUUAGAAAUUGAAGAACAGGUUCAUCUUUUUCCUUUUGUGGACCACAGAAAGGAAGAUUCGUUUUGAUAGUGAUAUUUAAAAGGACUUAAAAAUAUUGUUAACUAGUUUAUUGGUUUAAAUUAGUACUUUGCAUAUAAUAGGCAUUCAAUAAAAACUUAUUGACUGAAAUGAAUUUUAAUUGCAUGUAUAAAAUUUUAUUUUUCAGAUGGUAACAGAUUCUACUUGAUGUCUUAAGUUGGCUCUGUGUCCUUGAACAAGUUACUUAAACUCUUUUUCUGCCUUAAUUUCCUUCUCUGUGAAAUAGAAUUAGUAAUAGAACCUGCUUAAUUGAUUAUUACAGAUAAUAAGUGAGAUCUUGCAUGUUUGAAACUUGACUGUUCCAAGAGAAUUGCUCAGUAAAUGUUAGCUAUUAUUAUAAAGUCAGGUCUAUCUUUGGACAGCAGUUAGGGUGGUUCAAAGAAAUUAAAAUGUCUCUCCCUUGAGAGCCUCACCUUUACAGUACCCCAGUUAUAUCAGACAAUGCAUAUACUGCCAUAAUUGCAAGUUAAACAUUUAAAAGAUGCAGCUACAGUCAGGUCAAGAGUCUUUCAUGGAGCAGCUAUUUAGGUCAAGAAUUGUUUGGUUGGAAGAAUCUGAAAUCUACCUAAAAUUUUAAUUGCACGUAUAAAAUUUAUAAGAAAAGAGUUGUUAAAAACAACCAGAAAUGAGGAACUUAACUUGAAGGGAGCAUCUACUUAAUUCUGUUUCCGUGGACUUGUUUUUCGUAAGGCCUCUUCAUUUCUGCUUCCCUUGGCGGGUAUCAGGUUAGUUCUGUCUCUAUAGCCUUGGCUUGUUUGUGCCUUUGAGCUGCUGUGGUGCAAGCUCUGAACACAACUCUGGGACUUCACAACUCGAAUGAUUGCUGCUCAUCUCAGUCUUUGUGUCACUUAGUUCAACUUCUUCAGUGAUUAAAUCUGAUUCCAUGUUAUCCCUGGCACACCAGUCAGCUAUGAUCAGGAUGACAGGGCAGGAUCUCUUCAUAGGAAUAUGCAGUGUACACACAACCUUGUACAACUGUUUGUGGCAGCCUUGAAAUUGUAGUUACUGGUAGAAAAUAGAGGCUUUGGAAUCAUUCCGAAGAUGUAGACUAGGUUGCUUUCUACUAACUAUGGUGAUUUCUACCACUACAUUUUAUCUCUGCAGACAGUAUUAUAGGUGCAACUACAAGUGUCUGCUCCCUAAUCUCCAUCUGGUCCAUGUGAUCACCUCCUGCCAGAAUGACAUCCUCCAGAUUUAGUAACACAUUUUACUACCAGCACACCAGCAAUACAGUAGGGACAGCAAUAAAAAUUGUUAGAAAAGGAGGUUGCCUUAGAGGUGGGAAAGAAACUUAGAAAACAAGAUCAUAUACUGUUCUCUGGUCCAGGCCAAUGAAUACUAUCUAUGAAUGUGUUUGAUGCUUGCCUUGGUAAUUAAGUUCCUAAGUCAUUCCUGACAGCCUUAGGGUCUGCCCAUUAGAAGGAUUUCCUUUCUCCUUGUCCUUCAGGCCUACUCUUGUGAGGGACACUGGAGUCUUCUCUCCACUUAAGUAAUUAUUGUCUGGUGCCGGGGUCUUUUUCUACUUGAGUCUGGUGCCUGUAGAAGAGGCCAGGACUCAACACCGUGUUGACAUGGGUUGGUACAGGGACUCGUUCAAGACUAACGUUCUUCUGGUGCUAACUACCCCAGAACUCUAGUGGGCUUUCAGUCAUUGUCUUUCUGAGUGUGUCUGAAGGGCGAUGCUAGGAAUUUCUGUGGGGUAAAUUUGCUCCCUUAAUCACCAGGCUGCCUAAUGACCGUUCCUUAAGGAUUUUUGUUAAUCAGCUCUCUAUCCCCAUUGUUUCUUACUAAUGGGCUUGUCCUUGGAGAGAGUAAAGGAGAACAAGUGGUUACUAAGAGCUGUGCUGGAAGGGACUGGAAAGUGUCUGCCCCUAUAAGCCUCUCCCUACACAGGACACAUUCCUGGCCGUGAACGUGUUUUACGAGGGGUUUGGGCACUAGCAUGUCCGUACUGUGGACAGGGUUGGGCUUCCCAAACUAGCAUGGCUGCCCUUAGAUACUCUCACUUCAACUGUAGGCUCCUGAGCUUUUUCAAACUCAAGAAUAAUAUCUGGACCUGGUCUUCAGUAAUCUCAGAAAAGAUUUCUUUUUAUGAAACAUAAAUUUCCUGCUUUUCCCUAUCUGUUUGUAGCUAAACAACCUGAAUGUAUGGUUUGGGUCCCAAAAGAUUUUUGGUAAAUGUUUAACUAUAUUAUCGCUCACUUCAAAAUACCAGUUUUUCAAAGAGUAGGGAAUCUUUUCUGUCUAAUCCCUGCCCCCAAUCUUUAUUUUUCUCUCUCUUUGCUUUAUCCACAACUAGUUUUCCAUUUUCAUUCAGGAUCUGUUAUUUCAGCAAUCUAUUCCUGGUACUAAUUUCUGUUUUAGAGAUUUGUUUUCAAGAAACAGGAACCAGUUCUAAAAUAAAAAGGUAUUAGAAAGAAUGGGAAGAAUCCAAAUUGCAGGACAUUUAGCCAGGUUUUAUCACCCUUUACCCCUCACUGGGCCGCACCAUCUGGACCCUAUACAUCUGUUGCAUCCCCUUGGCUUCUCUCAAGAUGUCUUCCUUCCUCCUUCCUUGUAACUUAGGCUUACUCAAAGCUUCCAGCUCCAUGAUGUUACUAGUUCUGACCUGUUUGGCACCAGUGUCCCCUGUUUGUUUCUUAAGAUUCAAAAUCUUAAAGAAGUGAAAUUCAUAUUCUUAAGGUCAACCAUCCACCCUGGAACAGUUAACCUACGGUUUCAGUGGUAGGAUCUCCAAGAACAAAAAUAGCCACAUGUGCCCAGCCCUUUAGGGAAUGGACGGCACAUCAAUAAAGAGCUUGGGCUGAGAAUCCUGACUAGAAUGGCAGACAUACAGCUGGCCUUUAUAAAGUGUGUUCAGUUCCCUAAGAAAUACUGUUUUUGUUUUUUUUUUUUCUUUUUGGUGGCACCUGUAGCUCAGUGGUUAGAGUGCCAGCCACAUACACCGAGGCUGGCAGGUUCAAAACUGGCUAGGGCCUGCUAAACAACAAUGACAACUACAACAACAAAAGAAUAGCAGGGUGUUGUGGUGGGAGCCUAUAGUUCCAGCCACUUGGGAGGCUGAGGCAAGAGAAUUGCUUAAGCCCAAGAGUUGGAGGUUGCUGUUACCUGUGACACCACAACACUCUACCCAGGGCAACAGCUUCAGACUAUUUCCAAAAAAAAAAAAAGGAAAGAAAUAAUGUUUUUGACAUUCACUGAAACAUUUUAUGUGCCUCCAGGUCCAUUGAACAGAAUUUUAGCUCAGGGUUUCUUUUUUGAGCAGUUCUAACUACAAGAAUUAAUGUUCCAUGACUUUUAUUCUUUCUUAGAAAUACUCCAAAUGACAAAGAGAAAAUUUUCAUUUUAAAAAUGGAAUAUAAUGCCUAUUUUUCAAUUCCCGUAUGUGUUCUUUGGACUCUUAUAAAUCUGAGAUAUAUUAUGGGAUCUUAAUGACUUAAUUUUUCCUAUAUCCUUUCAGACAUUUCAUUUUCCCAGGAAUUAUUUAAUUAUCAACAAUUAUUCCCAACUACGCUAAAAAAGAAAGACUAAAAUAAUAAGUGGACUAAUGAUGCACCACCUAAAAGGAUAAUGUACUAGAAAAAUAAAUGAUCACUAUUAUAUCAUCCUUCAGUUUUUAUAUAGCACUACCCAAAGGAUUCCAUCAUCUUUAAAGAAAACCUGAAAGUCUGGAGAGAUACCAUUUUUGACUCCAUUUUUUUAUAGCUUUCAGUAAAUAUAGUUGAGAAUUUUGAAUUUUUCAUUUUUUGCCCAAAAUGGAAAAUUGAAGAAACUGGAAUUUUCACAUUUAUUUACAGAAUCAAGGUGACUAUAAAGAGAGAGGGCAGUACUCUAGAACCUAAGGAUGCUGGUGAAAUUAUGUAAGCAAAAAUCUCAGGUCCUGAGACUAAUGCAUAUUCUGAAUGAGCUUUUUCAGACUUAAGAAUGGAUGAGUAAACCAGAUAUUUCUAAGGACAACAAAGAAAGACAGUAUUCCCAUCCAUGUACUGUAUAGGUAAAGCUUAAUUAUGCUUUAAUCAACAUUUUGUGACCCAGGUCUGAACCACCUUAUUUUGUGACAGUAUUCUUAGAUCCUUAUCAUGUUUGUAACCAAAAUUUACUUGAUACAGUUUCUAGGUUGAAAAAUAUUAAAGACAGCUAUGUGUACAAAGGUAAUGGAAAGCAAUUAAAUGAUGUAGAAAUGAAAAAUUCCUGGACUGAUGGUUCUAAUUGGUGCUUAUAAAUCUAAAAAUGAAACUGUUCUUCAAUAAUUGCCAUCCUUCCACAAAACUAUGUCAAAGUUUUUAAAAGUAUUUCAUUUUGGCAGUGCAAGUACCAGAAGAACCAGAAAUGAUACACUAGAACUGAACAGAAAUGUAUUUGAGAUCUGAAAUCACUAUUUACAAGAUGGAUGUGUUCCAGGUUCAAUCAUGGUGGGUAAUAAACAGUUAAUUCAACAGACAUUGCCCAUUUCAGGAACAUAUACCUUCAAAACCAAGAAAAUAUGAGAUUUGUUUUUACUGUGUUUAUGUACUAACUAAAAUUUUCUAAUAAAGUUGUUUUUUUAA